This is a messenger RNA of Condylura cristata (star-nosed mole), 7776 nucleotides long. It is a transcript of the gene UTRN, whose product is annotated as utrophin. The coding region runs from base 271 to 7776 and encodes 2501 amino acids. The record is from RefSeq and is a predicted model, not a curated record. The transcript is spliced from 51 exons. Gene Ontology annotation, cellular component: plasma membrane. Gene Ontology annotation, biological process: synaptic signaling. NCBI's taxonomy places the organism in Eukaryota, Metazoa, Chordata, Mammalia, Eulipotyphla, Talpidae. Gene Ontology annotation, molecular function: protein binding.
CCGAACUCCUGCAGGCGGAGUCUGCGAAGUGACCAACUUCUGAGGGCACUUUGCGCCGGCUUCCCUCCGGCGGGGAGAGAAUGCCAGCAGCGUGGGGCGGGCUCCGCUGAGCAGGUCCGGGGACCCGACUGCAAGCCGACAGCCCCAGCACCUCGGACUGGCUCUGGGCGGCCCCUGUCUCCGCCGCCCCUCCGCCCGCCGGGGCACUGAUGUUGACCAUCAGAGGAAACAGCAAGUAAAGUCUUUGGAUUAUAUUGAAGCUCAGCAAAGAUGGCCAAAUAUGGAGAACAGGAGGUCAGACCUGAUGAUGGACAGAACGAGUUCAGUGAUAUCAUUAAGUCCAGAUCUGAUGAACACAAUGACGUGCAGAAGAAAACGUUUACCAAAUGGAUAAACGCUCGAUUUUCAAAGAGUGGAAAACCACCCAUAAGUGAUAUGUUCACAGACCUUAAAGAUGGAAGGAAGCUACUGGAUCUUCUAGAAGGUCUUACGGGCACAUCACUGCCAAAGGAACGUGGCUCCACAAGGGUCCAUGCUUUAAAUAAUGUCAACAGAGUGCUGCAGGUCUUACAUCAGAACAAUGUGGACUUGGUGAAUAUCGGGGGAACUGACAUUGUAGAUGGAAACCCCAAGUUGACGCUGGGACUACUUUGGAGCAUCAUUUUGCACUGGCAGGUGAAGGAUGUCAUGAAAGACAUCAUGUCAGACCUGCAGCAGACCAACAGCGAGAAGAUUCUGCUGAGCUGGGUGCGCCAGUCCACCAGGCCUUACAGCCAGGUCAACGUCCUCAACUUCACUACCAGCUGGACGGAUGGACUCGCCUUCAACGCCCUGCUCCACCGACAUAAACCUGAUCUCUUCAGCUGGGACCGUGUGGUUGAAAUGUCCCCCAUUGAGAGACUCGAACAUGCCUUCAACAAAGCUCAAACCUAUUUGGGAAUUGAAAAGCUCUUAGAUCCUGAAGAUGUUGCUGUUCAGCUUCCUGACAAGAAAUCCAUAAUUAUGUAUCUAACAUCUUUGUUUGAGGUGCUGCCUCAGCAGGUCACUAUAGAUGCCAUCCGUGAAGUAGAGACGCUACCAAGGAAAUACAGGAAAGAGUGUGAGGAAGGAGGCAUCAGUAUUCAGAGCUCAGCACAGGAAGAGCAUGAUAGUUCUCGAGCGGAAACCCCCAGCACGGUCACGGAGGUUGACAUGGACCUGGACAGCUAUCAGAUAGCCCUGGAGGAAGUGCUGACAUGGUUGCUUUCUGCUGAGGACACUUUCCAGGAACAGGAUGAUGUAUCCGAUGAUGUUGAAGAAGUCAAAGACCAGUUUGCCACCCAUGAAGCUUUCAUGAUGGAGCUGACAGCACACCAGAGCAGUGUGGGGAACGUUCUGCAGGCGGGAAAUCAGCUGAUAACACAGGGAACGCUGUCUGAUGAAGAAGAGUUUGAGAUUCAGGAGCAAAUGACCCUGCUCAAUGCCCGGUGGGAAUCCCUGAGGGUGGAGAGCAUGAGCAGACAGUCCCGGCUGCAUGACGCGCUGAUGGAGCUGCAGAAGCAGCAGCUGCAGCAGCUCUCUGCCUGGCUAACACUCACGGAAGAACGCAUCCAGAAGAUGGAGACUUGUCCCCUGGAUGAUGAUUUAAAAUCCCUGCAGAAGCUGCUAGAAGAUCAUAAAAGUUUGCAAAAUGAUCUUGAGGCCGAACAGCUAAAGGUAAACUCAUUAACUCACAUGGUGGUGAUUGUUGAUGAAAACAGUGGAGAUAGUGCUACGACCAUUCUGGAAGAUCAGUUACAGAAACUCGGUGAACGCUGGACAGCAGUGUGUCGUUGGACUGAAGAGCGCUGGAACAGAUUGCAAGAAAUCAAUAUCCUAUGGCAGGAAUUAUUGGAUGAACAGUGCUUGUUAAAAGCUUGGUUAACUGAAAAAGAAGAGGCUUUAAAUAAAGUGCAGACGACAGACUUCAAAGACCAGAAGGAACUCAGCGUCAAUAUUCGGCGACUGGCUAUUUUGAAGGAGGACAUGGAAAUGAAGCGUCAGGCUUUGGAUCAGCUAAGUGAGAUUGGCCAGGACAUCAGUCAACUGCUUGAUAAUCCCAAGGCAUCUAUGAAGAUCAACAGUGACUCAGAGGAACUGACUCAGAGGUGGGAUUCCUUGGUUCAGAGACUAGAAGAUUCUUCCAAUCAGGUGACUCAGGCGGUUGCAAAGCUGGGGAUGUCCCAGAUUCCUCAGAAGGAUCUUUUGGAGACUGUUCGAAUAAGGGAACAAGUAAUUACAAAAAGAACGAAGCAAGAAAUGCCCCCUCCCCCUCCCCCAAAGAAGAGACAGGUCCCUGUGGAUAUAGAAGCUAAGAAAAAGUUUGAUGCUGUAAGUGCAGAGCUGUUGAGCUGGAUUUUGAAAUCAAAGAGUGCCAUUCAGGCCAUGGAGAUCAAAGAGUAUAAGAAGAUGCAGGAGACGGCAGAAAUGAAAAAGAAGUUGAAGGGGUUAGAGAAAGAGCAGAAAGAAAGAAGCCCUCGGCUGGACGAAUGCAGCCAAACUGGACAGAUCCUUCUGGAGCACAUGGGAAAAGAAGGUCUUCCUACUGAAGAAAUAAGAAGUGUUCUGGAGAAGAUACUGUCAGAGUGGAAGGCUGUAUCUCAGCAGUUGGAAGAAGUGGCAAGGAAGAUUCAGCUACAAGAAGACCUCACUGUCUACUUUGGACAACUUGACGAGCUUGAGAAAACCAUCAGGCCAAAGCAGUGGCCUCAGUCGGCUUCCUUGGCAGGCUGUCCCCCACAGUCCUGGCCCCGCACGCAGGACUCCUGCCAGCGGGAAUUGACUCAUAUCCUCGGCCUCCAGCCCCAAAUUGAAGCACUACGUGCAAGCUGUGCAGCCCUGAGGUCUCAGCCUUCCGCCCCUGAGUCAGUUCAGCAGGCUUUUGACAGCUUUCUGGGCCACUACCAAGCAGUGCGGCAGGAUUUAGAGGACUGUCAGCAACAGCUGAAGGAUGAGCUGAAGAACCACCCUGGACAUGCAUACUUGGAAACACUGAAAACAUUAAGGAAUUUGCUACAUGAUUCAGAAAACAAGGCUCAGACAUCUUUGAGUGCCUUGAAUGACCUUGCAAAGGUAGAGGAAGCCCUGCAAGAAAGAAAGGCCUUUGAUGCAUUUCUUGAGAAUCAAAAACCCACAUUAUAUAAACUUGCAGAAGAAACAAAGACUUUGGGGAAAAAUGUUACACCAGAGGUAGAAAAGAUGUGUAAGCAGGAAUUUGAUGAUGUUCAAGGAAAGUGGAACAAACUAAGGGUCAGAGUUUCCAAAGAUUUGCAUCUUCUUGAAGAAAUUAUGCCUAGCCUCAGAACUUUUGAGGCUGAUUCUAAAGCCAUUGAGAAGUGGAUGGAUGGUGUGAAAGACUUCUUAAUGAAGGAGCAGGCUAUCCAUGGAGACGCCGAGGGACUUCAAAGGCAGCUGGACCAGUGCUCUGCCUUUGUUAAUGAAAUAGAAACAAUGGAGUCAUCAAUGAAAGACAUGAAAGACAUAGAGGCUAACCUCCAAAGUUGUCCUUUUGCUGGAAUCAAAGGCUGGGUGCACACAAAACUAGUUGAAUAUCAAACCCAACUGGAGAGAUUAAGCAAGGAGAUUGCUACUCAAAAAAGUAGGCUGUCUGAAAGUCAGGAAAAAGCAGUAAACCUGAAGAAAGACUUGGCGGAGAUGCAGGAAUGGAUGGCCCAGGCCGAGGAAGAGUACUUGGAGCGGGAUUUUGAGUACAAAUCACCGGAAGAACUUGAGAGCGCAGUGGAAGAGAUGAAGAGGGCGAAAGAGGACGUGUUACAGAAGGAGGUGAGAGUGAAGAUUCUCAAGGACAACAUCAAGUUAUUAGCUGCAAAAGUGCCCUCUGGUGGCCAAGAAUUGACAUCUGAACUGAAUGAUGUGCUGGAGAACUACCAACUUCUUUGUAACAGAAUUCGUGGCAAGUGCCACACACUAGAGGAGGUGUGGUCUUGUUGGAUCGAACUGCUUCAGUAUUUGGAUCUUGAGACUAACUGGCUGAAUACUUUGGAAGAGCGGAUGAGGAGCACAGCGUCUCUCCCUGAGAAGACGGAUGCUAUCAAUGAAGCCCUAGAGUCUCUAGAAUCUGUUUUGCGACAUCCAGCAGACAAUCGCACACAAAUUCGGGAACUUGGCCAGACUCUAAUUGAUGGGGGAAUCCUGGAUGACAUAAUCAGUGAGAAACUGGAGGCUUUCAACAGUCGAUAUGAAGAACUGAGUCGCCGUGCAGAGAGCAAGCAGAUUUCAUUGGAGAAGCAGCUCCAGGUCCUCCGGGAGACUGACCACAUGCUUCAAGUCUUGCAGGAGAGCCUAGGGGAACUGGACAAGCAGCUUACGACUUACCUGACCGAUAGGGUAGAUGCCUUCCAGGUGCCUCAGGAAGCUCAGAAAAUUCAAGCAGAGAUUUCAGCUCAUGAGCUAACUCUGGAGGAGCUGAGAAGAAAUACACGUUCUCAGCCUUCUGCCUCGCCGGAGGGCAGGGUAGCGCGGGGCGGGAGCCAGGUGGACGUGUUGCAGAGGAAACUUCGAGAGGUGUCCACAAAGUUCCAGCUUUUCCAGAAGCCUGCUAACUUUGAACAGCGCAUGCUUGACUGCAAGCGUGUGCUGGACGGAGUGAAAUCGGAACUUUACGUCAUGGAUGUGAAGGAGGUGGACCCUGAUGUCAUCCAGACCCACCUGGACAAGUGCAUGAAACUGUAUAAAACUUUGAGUGAAGUCAAACUUGAAGUGGAGACUGUCAUCAAGACAGGACGGCACAUGGUUCAGAAGCAGCAAACAGACAACCCCAAAGGCAUGGAUGAGCAGCUGACUUCUUUAAAGAUCCUCUACAAUGACCUGGGGGCCCAGGUGACCGAGGGAAAGCAGGAUUUGGAGAGAGCAUCACAACUGGCCCGGAAGAUGAAGAAGGAUACCGCUUCCCUGUCGGAGUGGCUGACCGUCACUGAAGCGGAAUUGGUACAGAAAUCCACCUCAGAAGGUUUGCUUGGUGACUUGGAUACAGAAAUUUCCUGGGCAAAAACUAUCUUGAAGGAUCUGGAAAAGAGAAAAGCUGACCUCAAUGCCGUCACCGAGAGCAGCGCCGCCCUCCAGAACCUGAUCCAGGGUAGUGAGCCUGUCCUGGAAGCUCAGCUGUGUGUGCUCAACGCGGGCUGGAGCCGUGUCCGCACCUGGACAGAGAGCUGGUGCAGCACCUUGAUGAACCACCAGAACCAGUUGGAAAUAUUUGAUGGGAAUGUUGCUCACAUAAGCACCUGGCUUUAUCAAGCGGAAGCUCUGUUGGAUGAAAUUGAGAAAAAACCAGCAAAUAAACGGGAAGAAAUCGUGAAGCGUUUAGUUUCUGAGCUGGAUGAAACCCAUCUCCAAGUGGAAAAUGUCCGAGAUCAAGCCGCUGUUCUGAUGAGUGCACGAGGCGGCUCUGGCAAGGAGCUCGUGGAACCCAAGUUAGCGGAGCUGAAUAGAAACUUGGAGAAGGUAUCUCAGCACAUCAGAAGUGCCAAACUGCUGAUUGGACAGGAUCCAUCUUCAUACCAAAGUCUGGUCACCACCGAGACAUGUGAAACAGAAGUGCCUUUCUCUGAAUUGAAAAUCCUAGAAAAUGAUAUAGAAAAUAUGUUAAAACUUGUGGAGAAACAUUUGGAAUCCAGUGAUGAAGAUGAAAAGAUGGAUGAGGAGAGCAUGCAGAUUGAGAAAGUUCUUCAAAGAGGAGAGCAAAUGUUAUGUCAACCUAUGGAGGACAAUAAAAAAGAAAAGAUCCGCUCGCAGUUAUUACUUUUACACAAAAAAUACAACAGAACUAAGGUAACCCCUCUUCACCCAAGAAAAACAACUCAACUUGCUUCUGGAAUUAGAUCAGCAUUUCUCCCCACAGAUUACGUAGUUGAAAUUAACAAAGUUUUACUUUCCAUGGAUGAUGUUGAAUUAUCACUUAAUACUCCAGAUCUGAGUACUGUUGUUCUUGAAGAUUUCUCUUUUCAAGAAGAUUCUCUAAAGAAUAUCAAGGACCAACUGGACAAACUCGGAGAACAGAUUGCAGUCAUUCAUGAAAAACAGCCAGAUGUUAUCCUUGAAGCUUCUGGACCUGAAGCCAUUCAGAUCCGGGACACACUUACUCAGCUGAAUGCAAAAUGGGACAGAGUUAACAGAAUGUACAAUGAUCAUAAAGGUUGUCUUGAUAGAGCUGUGGAAGAAUGGAGACAGUUCGAUUGUGACCUUAAUGACCUGGCACAGUGGCUAACGGAAGCUGAAGAACUGCUGGCUGAUACUUGUGCUCCAGAUGGUGGACUGGACCUAGAGAAAGCCAGGAGGCAUCAGCAGGAGCUGGAAGAAGGGAUCAGCAGCCACCAGCCCAGCGUAGCAGCACUCAACAGAACUGGGGAUGAGAUUGUACAGAAGCUGCUCCCCACAGAUGGAUGCAUCUUGAAAGACAGGCUGGCCAGCUUAAACCACCGCUGGAGUGCGAUCGUGGCCGAUGUGAAGGAUCGGAGGCCAAGGUUGAAAGGAGAAAGCAAGCAGAUGAUGGAAUAUAGAAAGAGACUAGAUGAAAUCAUUUGUUGGUUAACGAAGGCUGAGAAUGCUGUACAGAAGACAUCAACCACUGAGCUGCAGAAAAACCUGCAAGAAUUAACAGAGUUAACUCGAGAAAUGGAUGUGCAAGAUGAAAAGCUCAAAUGGUUGAAUAGAACCGAGUUGGAAAUGCUUUCUGAUAAAAGUCUGAGUUUACAUGAAAGAGAGAAAAUUUCAGAAAGCUUAAAAACUGUAAAUCUGACAUGGAAUAAGAUGUGCCAAGAGCUUCCCAGCACCCUGAAGGAGUACACUCAGGAGCCUUGCUCUGCUUCUCAGACGAGGAUUGCGGCUCACCCUAGUGUCCAAAAGGUGGUGCUAGCAUCCUCUGCGUCAGAUGUUUCUGUUCAGUCUCAUCCUGCUUCGGAAAUUUCAAUUCCUGCUGAUCUGGACAAAAUGAUAACAGAACUGGCCGACUGGCUGGUAUUGAUCGACCAGAUGCUGAAGUCCAACAUAGUCACUGUCGGGGAUCUGAAGGAGAUCAAUAAGACAGUUUCCCGCAUGAAAAUCACAAAAGCUGAUUUAGAACAGCGCCAUCCUCAGCUUGAUUAUGUUUUCACAUUGGCACAGAAUUUGAAAAAUAAAGCUUCCAGUUCAGAUGUGAGAACAGCAAUCACAGAAAAAUUGGAAAAGGUCAAGAACCAGUGGGAUAGCACUCAGCAUGGAGUCGAGUUAAGGCAGCAGCAGCUGGAAGACAUGACCGUUGACAGCCUUCAGUGGGAGGACCACAGGGAGGAGACCGAGGAGCUCAUGAGAAAACACGAGGCUCGGCUCUAUAUUCUCCAGCAAGCCCGGCGGGACCCCCUGAUCAAACAGAUUUCUGAUAAUCAGAUAUUGCUUCAAGAACUGGGUCCUGGUGAUGGCAUCAUAAUGGCAUUCGAUAAUGUCCUGCAGAAAUUACUGGAAGAUUAUGGUAGUGAUGACACAAGGAACGUGAAAGAAACCACUGAGUACCUGAAAACAUCAUGGAUCAAUCUCAAACAAAGCAUUGCUGACAGACAGAGUGCCCUGGAGGCUGAGCUGAGGACGGUGCAGUCCUCUCGCAGGGACCUGGAGAACUUCCUGAAGUGGAUACAAGAAGCGGAAGCCACGGUUAACGUGCUCGCGGAUGCCUCUCAGCGGGAGGAUGCUCUCCAGGACUCCUCUUUGGCCAGGGAGCUCACCCAGCAGCUGCAGGCAAGUGCCCGGAAUCACACUCUGUUUUGA